This is a messenger RNA of Parathielavia appendiculata, 3112 nucleotides long. Its product is annotated as Trimethyllysine dioxygenase. The transcript is spliced from 7 exons. Gene Ontology annotation, biological process: carnitine biosynthetic process. The record is from RefSeq and is a predicted model, not a curated record. The coding region runs from base 28 to 2853 and encodes 941 amino acids. Gene Ontology annotation, molecular function: iron ion binding; trimethyllysine dioxygenase activity. NCBI's taxonomy places the organism in Eukaryota, Fungi, Ascomycota, Sordariomycetes, Sordariales, Chaetomiaceae.
ACGAGCUGAAGUGUUGUAAUCGUCUCUAUGGCGAUCACGCAGACCAAGGUCGCAACCGCGGCCUCUCUGGGGCUGCGGGCGCUGGCUUACAUCUUCCUGCGAUGGGUGAGUCUACCAGUUGCUCCGGCCAUCAUUUUUACCCUCUUCGCCAUUUAUGUUCCUGCCUUCGUCUCUGGCUACCGGAACGAGCCUAAAUACGAGCUCGUGGACGAGGUCGAUGUGGUCGUUACAGAGACCACAUUGGAAGAUGAGAAUGCUUCCGGAAACGAAAGCGAACGGACGGCCAACGGUGACAGGGAGGUUGUCGCGGAGGACGUCACUAUCAAGGAGACCAUUUCCGUUGAGGACAGGGCGCUCAAGCCCUGGCAGACAUUGCUGAGUGGUGCACCAAAUCCACGGAGCUUGGCUCUGUCGCUUGCCACGCUGCUGCUCAAUGGGCUUUUGGUUGGCAUGGUUGCCGACCGUCUCUUCCGCGAGCGCUCCUACACUGGCGAUGACCUCUCCUUCGUUAGAGUCGGAUACGUGUCGGAUAACGAGGCAAAGCUUUUAAUUCGGGAGCCCGACCAAUCUAAUAUGCCGGUCAGCGUUGAAGUUCACGUCAAGGACCCUCAGCCUCCAUUUGACAACCCUCUGUGGCAGAACGUUGGAGGUGUAAGGUGGACAAGCAACGAAACGGACUACACUGCAGUUGUGUCGAUUCCUCUGCGGCACUCCAAGAAGCGGACCUACGAAUGGCGCACCUCAAACAACCAUUCCGGCGAGUUCACUGCCCCUCCGCCUGUCGGACAUGCCGAGGAGACGAACUAUGGUCCCUUCACCUUCGUCUCUACCUCCUGCAUCGUCCCUCGUCUUCCAUACAGCCCCUUCGCCCAUCCGCUCUCUAUUCCUGGAUUCAAGCACCUCGCCAAGGUACUCCCAUCUCUCAACGCGCAAUUCAUGCUUUUCCUCGGCGACUUCAUCUACGCCGACGUACCGCGCUACUGGGACAAGACGGCCACUUACUACCGGCAGAAGUACCGGCAGAUUUACGCCUCUCCCGACUGGCCGGCUGUCGGCCAAAACCUCAGCUGGAUUCACGUGCUGGAUGACCACGAGAUUGCCAACGACUGGUCGGCCAACUCAACGGGCGUCUAUGCCAGCGCUCUCGACCCGUUCCACCACUACCAAGCCGCCGCCAAUCCUCCCCCGGCCCGCAAGGCCGGCGCUUUCACCGCGCGCUCCCCGAACAUCACCUACUUUGAGUUUACCCAGGGCCCGGCGGCCUUCUUCCUCCUCGACACGCGCUCCUUUCGCUCCAACAACCGCCUCCCCGCUGACGACGCCAACAAGACCAUGCUGGGCCCGCACCAGCUCGCCGACUUCCUGGCGUGGCUGCACAGGCCCGAGCCCAAGGGCGUCAAGUGGAAGAUUGUCGCCUCGUCGGUGCCCUUUACCAAGAACUGGCCCGUCAACACGCAGGACACGUGGGGCGGGUUCCUCGCCGAGCGGCGCAAGGUGCUAGAGGCCAUGUGGGACGUCGCCAGCCGCGGGGUCGGCGUGGUGGUGCUGAGCGGCGAUCGGCACGAGUUUGCGGCGACCAAGUUCCCGCCGCCGCCGGCUGAGGAAGAGGGUGGAAGGUGGCACGAGAGCGCGACCGUGUGGGAGUUUUCGGCCAGUCCAUUGAGUCAAUUCUUCUCACCUUUCCCGACGUACAGGCAGAGGGAUCGCGAGGAUGUUAUGGUGAAGUACAUUCACAAGGGUAACUCCAAGUUCGGCGCCAUCACCAUUGAGAACCUGGAGGGCGGUGACCAAAGCAGUCUGAAAUAUAGGCUGUAUGUCGACGGAGAAGAGGUGUGGAACACCAUGAUCUUAUCCCCGCCUCCGCCUGCGGGUGGUCAGUCCGGCGGUUCCUUCUGGAAUCGGCUCAAGCUCGGGUCGGAUGGACACAAGAGCAGCUACCCCUGGCAGUUUCUCCGCUGGUCCAAGCAUUCGCCGGCCGCACGCGCGAAAGACGUCCGGCGGGCUCUCUGGGGCGCCGAGAUUGGGAAACACCCUCCGUCCAUUAAAUAUGCCGAAGUCAUGGACUCGGACGCUGGAGUCGCUCGGUUGACCAGGAACAUCAGAGAAGUUGGCUUCUCCUUUGUCAUCAACACCCCUUAUGACGACCCGAACGACACGAAAAGACUCCUCGAGCGUAUCGCAUUCAUCCGGCAGACUCACUACGGCGGCUUCUACGACUUCAAACCCGACCUCGCCAUGGCCGACACGGCCUACACCAACCUGGCACUGGCACCCCACACAGACACCACCUACUUCACCGAGCCGGCCGGGCUGCAGGCCUUCCACCUCCUGUCGCACGAAGCCGCCGAGGGCGAAGACGGCGCAAGCGGGGGCGAGUCGCUGCUCGUGGACGGGUUCAAGGCGGCCAGGAUCCUAGCGAAACAGGACUUUGCCGCGGCCAACGUCCUGUCCAAGGUCGGAAUCCCGUGGCACGCGAGCGGAAACGAGGGCAUCACCAUCGGCCCGGACAAGCUGUACCCCGUGCUCGAGUUCCACCAGGGCAGGCUGCACAGGAUCCGGUGGAACAAUGACGACAGGGGCGUCGUGCCCCUUGGCGACAUCCCGACCGAGGCUUGGUAUGACGCUGCUCGAAAAUGGGACCAGCUUCUAAAGAGCGAGGAUCUGCAGUACCGGUUCCAGUUGAAGCCCGGCACUGUCGUGAUCUUUGAUAACUGGCGUGUGCUCCAUGGUCGGAACAGCUUCACGGGUAUUAGGCGGAUGUGUGGAGGAUAUAUCAACCGGGACGACUUUGUCUCUCGCUUUAGAAACACGAAUUGGGGGCGACAACGUAGCCUCGAAUGGGUACUGCGGUAGAGAGAUGCUGUCGCUGACAGACCAAUUCCUUCUCCGCGAGGGUUCGAUUAGGUAUCAAUCGGGUAGCAGAGGCGGCGGAUCUCUAACGGCAAGGCAAAUCAGGCGCCGUUCAACAACCUCGAGCUGCAGCAACUAGCGUUUGACCAAGCCUCUUUCGUGGACGAGCACCGUGAUCCCCGUCUUACGGAGCCCUUUUAGGUCAUUCCGCAGGAGUCUUACUCCACUGCCCCGCCACAAUAGUUGUCGACGUCGCCGCGAG